AUGUCUACAAGUAGGUGUGAUAGUCACGCUGAUUCAGUCUGUCGACUGUCUUGUUCGUUUAGUGAAGAAGAUUUUAGUUCUCUCUUUCAAAGUUCUGCUGAGAUAGUUGAUUGCAACCGAAUUACAAUAGUAGAAUUGGGGGGUCGUCCUUUAGGUGAUGUUACUGGAAGGGGAAUAGAUUAUAACGAACCUAUUGAUGGUGGUAUGCCGGGUUCUGGUAGUAUGCUUAGUUCUAAUCCUAGGUCUUCCAUAAGUUUAGGUGAGUUGACCUAUCUUCGUCGUCAUUAUGAGAUCCCUGAUACCAUCAGUCUGCAUGCUCCUGCUAAGGCGGAGCGGCCUGACUGGCGCUUACCUGGUUGGGUGUGUCUGUAUGAACUUCCCUUCAAAGAAGGGCUUCGGUUUCCUAUCCCCCGAUUAGUUGUUGAGUUGUGUGAGUACCACGAGAUUUCGCCCGGACAACUAAUGCCAAAUUCAUGGCGGAUUUUGAUGUCUCUCGAAGUCCUUUGUGAAAGGCACAAGAUAACACUUGGGGUGGCUGACUUGUUGAGAGCUUACUACUUGAAGGCACACCUUAAUGACAAAGGUAGGUACCAGUUAACAACUAGGGGGAAGGACCCUCCUUUAAUUAUUAGUUUGAAGAGUGGAGAUAAGAGGUGGAAGGACCGUUACUUCUUCGUCCCUUUCGUCUCGUUGGGGUUACCUGCUGAUAGUAGGAUACCUUGUUCAUGGUCUCCUGCAUGUAGGCUUCGAGUUGAGUACCUUUGGGAUUCGAGGGAGUCUUCUGGUCGACUUAAGAGUAUUCUUGCUAUUCCUGAGGCGGAGCGUGAAUGGAGUGAUUUGUUGUAUGAAUCGAGUCUCCGUCAGAGUUCUUUGUGGCGCUCUGUUGAAAAACUCCCUGAAGGUAUUCCUCUUCUACAGAGUCCUGAUAAUCCUCGUGUUGUGUUUAUCAAGAGAAGUUUAGAAGUCUUGGGAUAUACUCCCAAUUUUUUGACUGAAUUGACGACAAGUGAGCGGUUGUUUGCAGACGUAGCUAUGUCCCGACCCUUUACACUUCCUCUAACCGGUUCCAAUGCCUUGGAACGUUUGCGUCAAGUAAAGAAAUCGUCCGUUGGGAGCUCAGAAGCUGAUAGAGAGGUUGUCGUGCCUCCGGCUGAUCCCCCUAUUUUGACGCGGAGUCAGACGAAAAAAAAGAAGAAGGUUGUGCAGGAUGAUUCUUCCGACCCAUUUAGCGACACCGUUGCCCUUUCGUUCCCUUCCAAUGCUGCGACCUAUAGUGAGAUUGGGCCUCACUUAGGAGAGAUUGAUAAGUUGUUGUGGCCCGAAGAUGAUCACAGAAUGGAGCAGGUUGGUACGGAUGGGUCAAUUGAUACCACUGUUUCUCAUUUGUUCCAGGUUUGCAAGGGGUCAUUUGGCUGA
Humulus lupulus (European hop) is the source of this 1416-nucleotide messenger RNA. RefSeq lists its product as uncharacterized. Lineage: Eukaryota; Viridiplantae; Streptophyta; Magnoliopsida; Rosales; Cannabaceae. The coding region runs from base 1 to 1416 and encodes 471 amino acids. The record is from RefSeq and is a predicted model, not a curated record. The transcript is spliced from 3 exons.